UGUCGCCAUUUUCGUAUAAACAUAACCAGUGGACUGUGAUUAAAAACGCGGGUGGAGGAGGUGGUGGUCCUUAAUGAUUAAUUAAUUCUUGUUUUGAAAAUGUACCCCGUUGGACAGCCACCUCCCCCGGGCCCGCCGGGGCCGCCCGGCCCGGUGGGGCCCCCGGGACCCGUCGCAGUGCCCCCCGCCGGGCUCGGCCUGGCGCCGCCCCAGCAGCCGCCCCAGCCGCCGGAGCUGCCGAUGUUCAACUGCCCGCGCCGGCCCAACCUGGGGCGCGAGGGCCGCCCCAUCAUCCUGCGGGCGAACCACUUCCAGAUCACCAUGCCGCGCGGCUACGUGCACCACUACGACAUCAACAUCCAGCCCGACAAGUGCCCGCGCAAGGUGAACCGCGAGAUCAUCGAGACCAUGGUGCACGCCUACAGCAAGAUCUUCGGCGCGCUCAAGCCCGUGUUCGACGGCCGCAACAACCUGUACACGCGCGACCCGCUGCCCAUCGGCAACGACCGCGUCGAGCUGGAGGUGACGCUACCAGGGGAGGGGAAGGACAGGGUGUUCCGCGUCACCAUCAAGUGGGUGGAGCAGGUGUCCCUGUACGCCCUCGAAGAGGCCCUGGAGGGACGCACGCGGCAGAUCCCCUACGACGCCAUCCUGGCCCUGGACGUGGUGAUGCGCCACCUGCCCUCCAUGACGUACACCCCGGUGGGCCGCUCGUUCUUCUCGUCCCCCGACGGCUACUACCACCCGCUGGGCGGCGGGCGGGAGGUGUGGUUCGGCUUCCACCAGUCCGUGCGGCCGUCGCAGUGGAAGAUGAUGCUCAACAUCGACGUGUCGGCGACGGCGUUCUACAAGGCGCAGCCGGUGAUCGAGUUCAUGUGCGAGGUGCUGGACAUCCGGGACGUGAACGAGCAGCGCAAGCCGCUCACCGACUCGCAGCGCGUCAAGUUCACCAAGGAGAUCAAGGGGCUGAAGAUCGAGAUCACGCACUGCGGCACCAUGCGGCGCAAGUACCGUGUCUGCAACGUGACGCGCCGCCCCGCCCAGAUGCAGUCGUUCCCACUGCAGCUGGAGAACGGCCAGACGGUGGAGUGCACGGUGGCCAAGUACUUCCUGGACAAGUACAAGAUGAAGCUGCGCUACCCGCACCUGCCGUGCCUGCAGGUGGGCCAGGAGCACAAGCACACCUACCUGCCCCUGGAGGUGUGCAACAUCGUGGCGGGCCAGCGCUGCAUCAAGAAGCUCACGGACAUGCAGACGUCGACCAUGAUCAAGGCGACGGCGCGGUCCGCCCCGGACCGCGAGCGCGAGAUCAACAACCUGAUCCGGCGCGCCGACUUCAACAACGACGCCUACGUGCAGGAGUUCGGGCUGACCAUCAGCAACAGCAUGAUGGAGGUCCGGGGACGCGUGCUGCCCCCGCCCAAGCUCCAGUACGGGGGCAGGGUUAGUUCGCUCAGCGGACAGACGAAGCAGCAGGCGCUGCCCAACCAGGGCGUGUGGGACAUGCGCGGCAAGCAGUUCUUCACCGGCGUGGAGAUACGCGUGUGGGCCAUCGCCUGCUUCGCCCCGCAGAGGACAGUGCGAGAGGACGCCCUGCGGAACUUCACGCAGCAGCUGCAGAAGAUAAGCAACGACGCAGGGAUGCCUAUCAUCGGACAACCGUGUUUCUGCAAGUACGCGACGGGACCAGACCAAGUCGAGCCCAUGUUUCGAUACCUCAAGUCCUCGUUCGCCGCGCUGCAGCUGGUGGUCGUGGUGCUCCCGGGCAAGACGCCCGUGUAUGCGGAGGUGAAGCGCGUGGGCGACACGGUGCUGGGGAUGGCGACCCAGUGCGUGCAGGCCAAGAACGUCAACAAGACGUCCCCGCAGACGCUCUCCAACCUCUGCCUCAAGAUCAACGUGAAGCUGGGCGGCAUCAACAGCAUCCUGGUGCCCAGCAUCAGGCCCAAGGUGUUCAACGAGCCGGUGAUAUUCCUGGGGGCGGACGUGACCCACCCGCCGGCCGGCGACAACAAGAAGCCGUCCAUCGCGGCGGUGGUGGGCUCCAUGGACGCCCACCCCUCGCGCUACGCCGCCACGGUGCGCGUGCAGCAGCACCGGCAGGAGAUCAUCCAGGAGCUGAGCAGCAUGGUCAGGGAGCUGCUGAUCAUGUUCUACAAGAGCACGAGCGGCUACAAGCCCCACAGGAUCAUCCUCUACCGGGACGGAGUGUCCGAGGGGCAGUUCCUCCACGUGCUGCAGCACGAGCUCACGGCCAUCCGGGAGGCGUGCAUCAAGCUGGAGGGGGACUACAAGCCGGGCAUCACCUUCAUCGUGGUGCAGAAGAGACAUCACACCAGGUUGUUCUGCGCGGACAAGAAGGAGCAGUCGGGCAAGUCGGGGAACAUCCCGGCCGGCACGACGGUGGACGUGGGCAUCACGCACCCCACCGAGUUCGACUUCUACCUGUGCAGCCACCAGGGCAUCCAGGGGACGAGCCGCCCCAGCCACUACCACGUGCUGUGGGACGACAACCACUUCGACUCGGACGAGCUGCAGUGCCUGACGUACCAGCUGUGCCACACGUACGUGCGCUGCACGCGCUCCGUGUCCAUCCCGGCGCCCGCCUACUACGCCCACCUGGUGGCCUUCCGCGCCCGCUACCACCUCGUCGAGAAGGAGCACGACAGCGGAGAGGGCUCGCACCAAUCGGCGUGCAGCGAGGACCGCACCCCGGGGGCCAUGGCGCGCGCCAUCACCGUCCACGCAGACACCAAGAAGGUCAUGUACUUCGCUUGAGCGCUCAAGACAUGGUGGCUUCGCGUCGCAGACACUUCCGCUUCGGUCGGGGAGUCGACGUGGCGCGUCGUCGCCGAGGCUCGCGCGCCAGGCAC
Messenger RNA from Bacillus rossius redtenbacheri, 2873 nucleotides. RefSeq names its product protein argonaute-2 (gene AGO1). The record is from RefSeq and is a predicted model, not a curated record. Bases 100 to 2778 code for a protein of 892 amino acids. The transcript is spliced from 19 exons. NCBI's taxonomy places the organism in Eukaryota, Metazoa, Arthropoda, Insecta, Phasmatodea, Bacillidae. Gene Ontology annotation, molecular function: protein binding; miRNA binding; RNA endonuclease activity. Gene Ontology annotation, biological process: regulatory ncRNA-mediated post-transcriptional gene silencing.